Fusarium keratoplasticum is the source of this 1674-nucleotide messenger RNA. Its product is annotated as FAD-binding-3 domain-containing protein. Gene Ontology annotation, molecular function: FAD binding. The record is from RefSeq and is a predicted model, not a curated record. The transcript has 4 exons. The coding region runs from base 1 to 1674 and encodes 557 amino acids. NCBI's taxonomy places the organism in Eukaryota, Fungi, Ascomycota, Sordariomycetes, Hypocreales, Nectriaceae.
AUGAACAAACCUCAGCAGGCCGUCCUUAUCGUGGGCGGCAGUGUCGCCGGCCUCACCCUCGCCAAUAUGCUCGAGAAGUUUGGCGUGGACUACAUUGUGUUGGAAGCAUACGAUGAGAUCGCACCACAUGUUGGCGCGAGUAUUGGCCUUUUGUCGAAUGGGCUGAGAAUUCUUGACCAGUUGGGAUGUGCGGAUCAAGUCAUAUCGUUGAUCGACAGGCCUAUGCGAGAUUCAUACCUUCGCAACCCGGAUGGGUCGCUAAUCAAGCACUAUAGUGGGAUUCGUGAGGGUGAAGUCGAAAGGACAAGCUCUGCACUAACUCCACUCCACGAGCAUGUAUUUCAGCAGUGGCACUUUGGCCGCAUCAUGACGAUUGGCGACGCGGCCCACAAGUUCCAUCCGUUGACUGGACACGGAGGCAAUGCUGCCAUUGAAACGGCUGCUGCUCUGGUGAAUCAUUUGCAUUCCAAGAGGAAUCUGAACUGGAGCGACUCGGAGAUAAACGCUGCCUUUAGCGCUGCGCAAAAUGACCGUCAUGAUCGCGUGUCAUGGCUCGUCGCAGAUGCUCACGAGUACCAGCAGAGGCAUGCCUUGGCGACGCCUCUGUGGAGGGUAGUGGCGCGGAUACUACCUCUCUUCAUCAAUGGCGACGCCGCCUUUCAUGUCUCAGGGCAAAAGUAUGUCGGUGCCAGCCGACUGGACGGUCUUUCAGUCGUGAAGCGACAACACGCAGUCCCAUAUGACGAUGAGCUUCCCAUGAAGCCUCUGCGCCCGACCUGGCUUUUAACUGGCCUUGGAGUGAUGACGCAGGGAAUAUUGUAUCAACUAUCCAAGAAACUAUUGCUGUCCUUGCAAGUUCCUACCACAAUUGAGGGCGCUCCCCUAAGAGAUCACUACACUGGCAUAGGAUCGGUGGACAAGAUUCUGACGGUUCUCGUCUCUGUCUUCGGUGUUCCUCUCGCAGGACACAACAAGGCCAGACUGGUCCAAUUGGUGUCUUUCACCCCCCUACUGUUGUCAACCACCCUCGACUGGACCAUGGAAGCUUAUCGACCUGGUGCCAAAGGACUCCAAACCUCCCUGCCAACUCUAUUUGGGACCGUGUAUCAGUUACUGGGCGUUGGUCAGAUCUCGCCACUGUAUCAUUUGAUCUCUGUACUCGAGCACGCUUUCAGGGGGCCCUUGGGCACAGUUAUUGGUUAUCCAGUUCCCAAGGAAGUUGCUGACGCUGCGAUUCCUGGCCUAGGCUUUGGCUACAUCCUCCCUACUGCCCUCAUGUUGUGGCCAUUCGAGAACAAGGAUAGCUGGCAGAAGUUUGUCGCCUUAUGGCAGCCGUUCCCCAUUUAUGUUGGUGUCCUUGUUGCAGGGCUUUCGACUGUCUUCCGUAGGCAGAAAACCACGGCGGCAGUGAGCGGGCUCAAGAUGAAACAGAGCCAAGCCAGUGAGAGACCGAGCAAGCAAGCCAAGGCCACACAGUCGACUCUCAAACUGGUUUACGCGGGUGGAGCGGCAACAACCGCGCUUGUCCAUCUCUGGGCGGUGUAUCGCAUUCUUUCCAGCUCCGAGCUGAGUUUCUCUGCGGUAUUUGGGAAUCCUAGCUCCCAGCUCUCUGGGAGUCAUGCUUCCACUCCAAAAGACGAUGUUCUUCUUUUCUUCCAGAGAGACAUGCCUUGA